AUGGGGCACAAGGGCACCGCCACCGCCGCAAGUCCUUGGUGCCAGGCACACCGAGAGGGGCUGGGAGCCGCCUGGUCCUGGACACCGGAGCAGGAUAGACAUGCUUCUGUUGACACCCAAGAUCAUUGUCAUGUGUGGCACAUGAAUCUAGAAGUCCUUCCUGAAUGGAUAAGCUGCCUAAUACAAAAGGCACAGUGGACUUUUGAAAUAUUGAACUGCCCUUUCUGCGGGGCCCACUUAGGGGGCUUUAACUUUGUCAGCACUCCAAAAUGUUCCUGUGGCCAUCUUACAGUUGUAUAUCUCUCCAAGAGCCGGACCAGUUAUCAAGCAACACAGGCAAAUGGAUUAAUGAGACCAUCGCUGAAAUAUUUGUCCAGUUCUAGAAUUCAAUCAGGUUGUAACAAGGAAACUCUGCUGACAGGUGGUGGCUCCAGAAAGAGGCUUUCAAACGUGGCCCAAAAUAAUAAUGACCUUGGAAUAUUAACAGAAGCACUCUGCCUGGAGGUGAGAUCAACAUAUUUUCAGAUGAAGAACAAAAAAUUGCUUUUCAGAACACCAGAUUCAAAAUACCAGCUUUUUGUUCCCCAGCUUAUAUCUGGCAGAUGCACUACAAGAGCUUUUCAUAGAAAAUCACAUAGUUUGAAUCUGAACAAUGAGAAGCUGACUUUGUUACCCACUUUAUAUGAAAUACAUAGUAAAAGUCCUGCCUAUACCAAGCUAAAUGAAACACAUCCUAUUGACCUUUCAGACUUGCCUUUACAGUCUAGUAAAAAUAGCUGUUCUUCUCAGAAUCCAUCUAGUUUUGAUACUGAUUUGCUACUACAAAGAUUUUCUGUGGCUCCCCAUGAGACCCAGACACAAAGAGGAAGAGAAUUUCAGUGUGGUCUAGAAGCUUCUUCAGUGUACUCAGACCACACAAAUAGCAACAACCUGACUUUGCUGAUGGACCUACCCUCAGCUGGCAGAAGCAUGUUAGAGACCUCAGACCAAGAGGAGCACCUGUUCCCUCUGGACUUCCUCCGUUCAGCCAGUAAAUUUUCAUCGGGCAACAUUAAUCAGAGGCUAAAUAAGAGAGAAAGAAGCAAGUUGAGAAAUCUAAGAAGGAAACAACGAAGGCAUGAAAGAUGGCUAUAGAACCAGGGUAAAUGUUCAGGAGUGGGUUUGCUGGAUCAUAUGAAGAACAGGUUUGGAGAACUAUUGGACAGCUGA
Messenger RNA from Octodon degus (degu), 1209 nucleotides. RefSeq names its product E3 ubiquitin-protein ligase RNF180-like. Gene Ontology annotation, molecular function: ubiquitin conjugating enzyme binding; ubiquitin protein ligase activity. Gene Ontology annotation, cellular component: endoplasmic reticulum membrane. NCBI's taxonomy places the organism in Eukaryota, Metazoa, Chordata, Mammalia, Rodentia, Octodontidae. Gene Ontology annotation, biological process: protein polyubiquitination; positive regulation of proteasomal ubiquitin-dependent protein catabolic process; norepinephrine metabolic process. The record is from RefSeq and is a predicted model, not a curated record.